CACUUCUCUAAUAAAACGAUUGAUAUGAUUUAUACGACGUCAUUUUACCUUGAAUCUCUCCCACUCCACGACGGAGCUCCACCAAAAAGUACCCGCCUCAGUUCCGCCUCCGACAUUCUCAAACUACUUCACCAUCCCCAAUUUCUCUCUCAACUCCGACAAUCCAUUCAUACCCAUUAAUGGAAGAAGAACGAGCUCUGAGACGCACUUCCAAUGGCGGCACUCUCCUCAAUCGUUCUCUUCUUCCUUACCCCACUGUCAGCACUACUUUUACAAUCCCUUUAACUCGAUACACUACCCGUUUGAUUACCUCCGACCGCCACCGCCCUCUAUUGGCCGAUUGUGCCGAAGAAGAUCACUCCGAUUCCGAAGAUUUCAGUCGUCGUUCCUUCAUUAGGGAGAAUUGCUCCUACUCUAUGCCCAUUCUGGUUCUCGACGUCGUCUGGAAUUUGGCCUUUGUUCUUGUCUCUAUUGUUGUUCUUCUGUCCACAUUUAAAGAACGACCCUCAACUCCUUUGCGCCUUUGGAUUUCUGGGUAUGGCUUACAAUGUCUUCUGCAUGUCGCUUUUGUCUUCUUUGAGUACCAGAGAAGUAUGGCGCACCAUGGAUUUGAGGACCGUGCGGCUCAUCGCAGCAUAAUGAAAAGGUUGGAGUCAAUGAAUACAAUGACUUCCUCGGUCUGGUGGGUCUUUGGAUUCUAUUGGAUUGUCAUGGGUGGCCAAGCACUUCUACAAGAUUCUCCCCGGCUUUACUGGUUAACCGUGGUCUUUCUUGCGUUUGACUUGUUCUUCAUUCUCUUUUGUAUUGGGAUGGCAUGUGUUAUUUUCUUCUCUCUUUGUUGCUGCAUUCCAAUUGUGGCAUUUGCAUAUGCCAUGACUACCAGAGAAGGUGCCUCGGAAGAGGAUAUUAGGACUCUUCCCAGGUACACGUUUCGUCAGGCUGCGGAACUUGGGACAGUUAGCCGUGGAAAAGAACGAGAACCAAUCGGGGCAACAGUGGAGUUAGAUAAUGGUCAUUGUAUUAAAGAACUUGCUCUUCAUCCAGAGGAUUCGGAAUGUUGCAUUUGCCUUUCGCGAUAUGAAGAUGGGACGGAGCUCUAUACUCUUCCCUGCAACCACCAUUUUCAUUGUGGGUGCAUCAGCAAAUGGCUUCGGAUAAAUGCAACCUGCCCGCUCUGCAAGUCUAAUAUCUGUCGGGGCGAUACAUUGGUUUGAUCGUCGUAAGGAGCAGACGAACCCCAGCUGAGAAUCUGAAAGUUGGCAUUUUCAAUUUCAGGUUAGUUGCUUGUUGAUCUCUGCCAACUAAUGCUUAUAGAAACAGGGGAGGGUAGAGAAUAGGAUUUUAGCUGAUUUCAACCUUUGGUAGAUGUUCAGUUUUCUCAAGGCUUUAGUUUAUAUGUAUGUAAAUUGAUAGGAAAAGGUCUUGUACCUCUAAUUUGAUUUGCUAUAUGUAAAAUUUUCCUGUAUAACUACUGGCUACUCUGUUUUGAUUUUGAAGCCUUCUUGUCAUUAGCAGUCAUGAGAAAAGUAACCGUUUAAACUCAAAA
This is a messenger RNA of Benincasa hispida (wax gourd), 1546 nucleotides long. Its product is annotated as E3 ubiquitin-protein ligase At4g11680-like. Lineage: Eukaryota; Viridiplantae; Streptophyta; Magnoliopsida; Cucurbitales; Cucurbitaceae. Gene Ontology annotation, biological process: ubiquitin-dependent protein catabolic process; protein ubiquitination. Gene Ontology annotation, molecular function: ubiquitin protein ligase activity. The record is from RefSeq and is a predicted model, not a curated record. Gene Ontology annotation, cellular component: plant-type vacuole.